GGGAGCUGCCGAGCGGAGUCGAGCCGAGCCGAGCCGAGCUGCGAGGUGCCGGGGAGAGGCAGGCAGAGCCUGCCGGCGGCUCCGCACCCAUCGUGCUGCGUUUCCCGGCUCGGUGUCCCCCUGCCUUUGCCCAGGCCCCGGCAAAACUUUUAUUGUUUCGGGGACCCCCUCUGGAUGUGUGACGAAAUCGCAACGCUCCGCUGUCUCGUCCCCCAAGCUCGCCUGCAGCGGCGAUCGAGGGAACGUGCAACCCUCGCCGCCGGGCUCUUGCGCCCUGCGCUUCCUCACCUGCCGAUCGCUCCCGGGUACCGCGAGGGGGGACCCCUAAAGGGACCGCGUGGGCAUCGGCACCCCGAAAUCCUCUUCACCGUUGCGGACCGGCUAGGCGCAACUUUAACUUGAUUCCUGUCGCCCACCCGGGGCACCCGCGGCGGCCGCCGCCGCCGCCGCUGUCGCUGCGGUCUCACAAAGAGCGCGGGGAGGGAAGGCGGCGCAGGCGGCGGGCACGGGCCUCAGGGCUGCCCAGACAAAAGGGAAACUGCCAUCGUUCUGGACGAUUGUUCCGAGCGGCCGUGGGUUCACCCUGUCGGCCCGGGCUGCCUCACCGCCUUGGUUCCCGCGGGCAGUGCCCGCAGUACUCGGACCCCGCGAGCUGCGGGGCGCGCGUCGCUGCUGCUGGUCCGGGCUCUAGGGAUAAUAAAUGAUAGAGGAUACAAUGACUUUGCUGUCUCUGCUGGGUCGCAUCAUGCGCUACUUCUUACUGAGACCCGAGACGCUUUUCCUGCUGUGCAUCAGCUUGGCUCUGUGGAGUUACUUCUUCCACACGGACGAAGUGAAGACCAUCGUCAAGUCUAGCCGGGACGCGGUGAAGAUGGUGAAGGGCAAGGUGGCCGAGAUUAUGCAGAACGAUCGUCUUGGAGGACUUGAUGUGCUGGAGGCCGAGUUUUCCAAGACCUGGGAAUUCAAGAGCCAUAAUGUGGCGGUGUACUCCAUCCAGGGCCGGAGAGACCACAUGGAAGAUCGCUUCGAAGUUCUCACCGAUCUAGCCAACAAGACUCACCCGUCCAUCUUCGGAAUCUUUGAUGGGCACGGCGGCGAGACUGCAGCAGAAUAUGUAAAAUCUCGACUCCCAGAGGCUCUUAAGCACCACCUUCAGGAUUACGAGAAGGACAAGGAAAACAGUGUUCUGACCUACCAGACCAUCCUCGAGCAGCAGAUCUUGUCAAUUGACCGGGAGAUGCUGGAAAAGUUGACAGUCUCCUAUGAUGAAGCAGGCACAACGUGCUUGAUCGCUCUACUCUCAGAUAAAGACCUCACCGUGGCCAACGUUGGUGACUCUCGAGGAGUCUUGUGUGACAAAGAUGGCAAUGCCAUUCCCUUGUCUCACGAUCACAAGCCGUACCAGCUGAAGGAAAGGAAGAGGAUAAAGCGAGCUGGUGGGUUCAUCAGCUUUAAUGGCUCCUGGAGGGUCCAGGGAAUCCUAGCCAUGUCUCGAUCCCUGGGAGAUUAUCCACUGAAAAAUCUCAACGUGGUCAUCCCAGACCCAGACAUCUUGACCUUUGACCUGGACAAGCUGCAGCCCGAGUUCAUGAUCUUGGCAUCCGAUGGCCUAUGGGAUGCUUUCAGCAAUGAAGAAGCAGUUCGAUUCAUCAAGGAGCGCUUGGAUGAGCCCCACUUUGGGGCCAAAAGCAUCGUCCUGCAGUCCUUUUACAGAGGCUGCCCUGACAACAUCACCGUCAUGGUGGUGAAGUUCAGGAAUAGCAGCAAAACGGAAGAGCACUGAGCCCCGCAGGAACUCAGCUGCCCCAAACUAGAGGACUCUCAACAUACUGUUCUCUUCAUGUAGCAAAAGGUGUGGGCAUUAUAAUUAGGAUCAUGCAUCCCAACACAGAACCCCCUUCCCUGACGGCCUUGAAUCCCUUUGGAGUACUGGGCAGAGGGUUCCCUGGCUGACACCACAGAGAGGCUGCUAAGUUUGUGUUCCCCUGGCCCUUCUAUCAGUGUUUGAAACGCACACCAAGGUAGCCACAGAUCCCACAUAUGAGGCAAAGGAAAGGCAGACCAUAUAUUUUCCUUCUUAAUAAUGUACUUUUCAUAAUCUCUUUUGUGGUCCUUCAGGGACCUGACAUGGCAUCCUCUCUGGACCUGGGCAGGGCAAGCCGGUGAUGCCAACACAUCACCAUGACAAUGAGGUGGCCGUGCCCUCUGCCUCGAAGCAGUUUCUUCAAAAAUGCUCUCCCCUUCUGAGCCUUGGCCUUCAGUACUCCAGCAGCCUGGAAGGAGACAUGCAACACUUUGUCAUUUGUUGCCUGCUCUUAGAGACUGAAAGUUGGAAAGUCGGUGCAGCUUCCUGCACGCCAGACCUCCCCACUUCCCCUCGCUUCCUUCUUUAGUUCAGUAGAGUCGGGAUGUAGUUAGCCAACCCUUAUGCCUCUCCUUGUGGAGCGCAGCCUCACCAUUUGCUCACACCUUACGAUGCAUCAAGGGCCACCGCUGACCUCACCGUGAGACGUGAGUCUUUGUCUCCCCUCACCAAGACUCCACAGAGAGGGAAGGAAGCAGGGCGGAAAGCACAUCACAGUACAGUAUGCCCUUCCUUCUUCAAGGAGGAAUUAGACUGGGAUGGUUCUCCAUGCCCUUUUGAGAACCGCUGUCUGCUCUGGAGAGGAAGGCAGGAAUCCUGGGAUCACCAGCUCACACUCACCAGCUGCUGGUUUCUGCACAGCCCUUCCCAAGCCCAUCCUACCUAAUAGCUUUCAUGCCUUUCAAACAGUAUUGGGAGAAACAGCAACCUAGAAUCACCCACAGGCGCUGUACCCAGCUACCACCACAAGUUGGUAUUGGGGCACAAACUACUGGGACGUGCUUCCUGGCAAGAGAAAGACCUUUCAUGGUCGAUUGCAGAUCUCUGUCCAUACCCAGGCAAAUAGGAACUGUCUGCUGUGACCUGGAGGGAAAACAGCAGACUGGCUCCUGGGGACCUGUGUGCAUGGGUUGGGAGUUCAAGCAAGAACCCUCAGAGAUAAGCAGCAGAGUUACUUGGGGGCCUAAAUUACUGCUCUUCCUUCCCUGACACCAAAGUUGUGGGGUUUCUUUUUUCCCAGUCUCUGUACUUUGUAAGUUAAUUUAUAGGACAUAUUAGAUUGUCCUGUUUGCUGAUUGAACCAGCCCCAAAGAGCCAAGAUUUUCAUUGCAGACCUACACCAGAGCCCGCCUUGUUUUGUUCUCUCAGAGAGGCUGUUUGUCGGCAUGACAUCUCAAGCCCUGCUCAUUAGCUCUCCCUACCCCACUGCCCAGCCCUCUCUCCUUCAGCUGCAGGGCGUGCAGGAAGCCCAGUCUGGACAAUGAAAGACUUGGACUCCGAGGACUGCAGACUGUCUGGAUUCCUCCGGGAACUUGCUUUCCUCUGACUGCAUCGAGAAUUAAUAAUGGCUUCCCAGGAAAUUUGCUUACUUUUGUAUCUUGUGUUUUCAUCAUUGGAAUUAGGGUCUUUUCUGCUUCUCAGACUGUUUUAGUACAAAAUACAUUCUGUCGUGUUAGACGGAAGCAUUGGCUUGUGGAGAGCCGUGGGCUGAUGGGUGUGGAUUAUGCGUUAGGAGGAUGGGGAACAGAGAAGUCAGUUAAACAGUGGGUUUAACCAGUGAUGGGAUGAGCUUGUUGGCUUAGAAUGCUUAGUUAGAACUAAAGGUCCAGCCUCAACAGCCUAGAGAGUCAACUUCUCUUUUCUGUUUUCUGCUUAACACAAAAGUAUAUAACAAGAGGAAAAACAAUAAAUUUGAGACACAAAUGUUUGGGUGAAGAAAGAAAAAGCUACCAAAUUAGGCAGUUGGUACUCCUUGAGCAAGCAGGGUUUCUUAACCAGCAUUGCCGACUACCCUAGUUACAGAACCUUCUAAUUGAGGUUUAUAGAUAUAUCUUGUACAUUUUGCUUUGGAGAAGUAACUUAUUUAACCAAAUAGGAAAAAAAAAAAAAAAAAAAAA
Messenger RNA from Mus pahari (shrew mouse), 3981 nucleotides. RefSeq names its product protein phosphatase, Mg2+/Mn2+ dependent 1L (gene Ppm1l). Gene Ontology annotation, cellular component: nucleus; cytosol. Gene Ontology annotation, biological process: positive regulation of canonical Wnt signaling pathway; negative regulation of canonical NF-kappaB signal transduction; positive regulation of canonical NF-kappaB signal transduction. The record is from RefSeq and is a predicted model, not a curated record. Gene Ontology annotation, molecular function: protein serine/threonine phosphatase activity; cation binding. NCBI's taxonomy places the organism in Eukaryota, Metazoa, Chordata, Mammalia, Rodentia, Muridae. The transcript is spliced from 4 exons. The coding region runs from base 701 to 1783 and encodes 360 amino acids.